This is a messenger RNA of Cydia strobilella, 5199 nucleotides long. RefSeq names its product F-box only protein 28 (gene pall). The transcript has 10 exons. Gene Ontology annotation, biological process: protein polyubiquitination. Gene Ontology annotation, molecular function: protein binding. NCBI's taxonomy places the organism in Eukaryota, Metazoa, Arthropoda, Insecta, Lepidoptera, Tortricidae. The coding region runs from base 346 to 1539 and encodes 397 amino acids. The record is from RefSeq and is a predicted model, not a curated record.
CAUUUAGGAUUUCGGAACGCACCCGUAUUAAUAUUAAUUUGUCAAAGUGCUUCGCGUGAUAAUUUUAUAACAAAAGAAAAGGGUAUUUCUUUUAAACAAUGAAGGUACUACAACUAAGUUUCUUUUAAACGUUAAAAUAGUGUGAUUGUUAUUGCGGAUGCACCAACCCAACGCUAUAAACUGCUGAGGCAGCAAGACACUGCCAAUGUUAUCAAACAAAUCUUCUAGACCAGAAUAGAAGUUUUGAAGUCCUCUAGUGAUUUCGCAAUGUUUUUCCGCUGAUGCACUAAAAUUAAGUUGCGGGCGUGUUGCUUUUAGUGUUCAUCCGUUGCAAACUGAUCAAACAUGGAUUUACUCGAUCUGCCCGUUGUAAUGAUUGAGAAUAUUCUGUCAUAUUUAACAUAUGACGAAAUCGCGAAGAAUAGAGUGGUAUGUAAGGCGUUCAAUGAGCUGUCAAUGCGGAUGCUCAACCGUGGGUUCCUAAUGAUAGAGAGACGUCAUGCCCUCACACUCAAGACUGUUAAAGCUCAGCUGCCGAGGCGGGAAUCGGAACGCAGAUACCACCCUUUGGCCCGUCACUGUGACAUCCUCACGUCGAUCGAGACGCGUAUAUCGAUGCUCAACAUGACAUACUCCAAAUUUAUCGACAGUGGCGUAUGCUGUUUUAUACCCGGAAAGGUGAUAGAUGAAAUCCGUCGCGUCCUAUACAUAGCCGAGAGCUCCAAAUCUCCCCCAAGAGCCCACGAGGUCCUACAGGAGCUACGGGACAUCUCCAGCAUGGCCAUAGAACAUUUUGACGACAAGAUAUCACCGGCUUUAAGGGCGAGGUUACAACAGCAAGCCGCGCCUAUGGCGCCGAGACCACAUGUAUUCUCCCCGCUCGCGAUACGUCAGGAGGUGUCUUCACUUCGCCGUCGCUCCAUACUGAACGCCAAACUGUCUCUGUAUCUCGCUACACAGUACAAGAAGUACCAUAACAAACAGAUGAUUGAGUACCAGAAGAUCGCGUGGAGGCAACGUAUCGUCAUACGGCGUAUGUUGGCGCGUCAGAGAAGGCAGGAGGCUAAUAUUGCUGAACUGAAGCGUCGUAUAGACGAGUGCGAUAUUCGCUACAGCGAGCUCACACACACAAAACCGGCCGUCGGACCGAGUAUUUCAGGAGCAGAGUCUCCGCCGCCGGCCGCACCGCUGCGUCACUUCGGCAGCCAGAUCAAGCUGGACCUCUCCGUGCUGCCCAUCGGCACCAACCGCCGAGGGCGGAACUUGUUGCCCAACAUGAGACCGAGGAAGCCAGUUAUCCGCAUGCCCAGUCUGUCUGAAGACGACCCCCCCACGGCCCCGGAUGCGCCAUCUACUUCUCACGACGCGCCGAGACUCAGCCCCAAGACCAAGGUCCAAUCAACGUUAGCCAAGAUCCGUGGCAUUACCAACGAGAUCCGUCAUCUGACCAACUUGUCACGCAACAUUGAGGGCACUAUGAAGAGACCGUAUUGCACCGCUGAAGAAUUAGAAGAGGUCAAAAAGAUGAAACUAGAGUAACCGACCAAUAAUUGUAAGUCUUGAGUUUUGAUGACCCUAGAAACUUAGAGGAUAUAACCAAACGGAGACGCCUUGUCUUGUUGUUGCCUUGUUGUUGUGUGUUGUUGUUGUUGUGUGUUGUUGUUGUUGUUGUUGUGAAUUUUCUGUACAAAAAAGUCUGCCGAUUUUUGCGGGGGAGGGGAACUUCAAAUGUAUACGUAACCACAGAAUAAAUAAUAGUACUACCGUACAGAAAGGAAACUUCCUACAAAACCGAAGUUUGACAGCGGUUCAGGGUCUAACCAUGAUGUCCCUUUCUAAUAUAUUGCACUAUCCCUUUCGGCUAUUUAGGGUUGUCAAAGUUCAGGAUCUUGUCUGUGGUCGUGCACGCAAAUGGACGUCAAGUUGUGCCAACCCUAAUAAUUGCUUGGAUCAAUGCUGAGCCGAACGGAGCCGAGUUUGCCCGAAGCGGGAAGUUUUGCACCCUGACGUAACGUAAAAAUAGCCAUGUCAGAUAAACGUCAGUCCAUACAUUGUGUAUGACCAUUGGCAGACUAUUUUCGACAGAGGGGAACGCCUGUUAAUGGCUACUCCGUUUGGUUAUAUCCUCUAAGCCUAGAAAGUUUCAUUUUAUUGUCUAUUGUCAAUCGUCUGGCUAACGAUUUUUAGGAAAAAAGCGGUACAUUUUGAAAAUGUAAUCGGGAAGUUGAUAUCCCAUACAAACUUACGAUUAAGCGGCUCUUUAAGUGACUAAAUGUAAGCAAUUUUUUAUAUGACAGCAUUUGUAGUCAAUAUAAUUUUAACCAAGACAGAUCGGUGAAAAUACAUUUUUAACGUUUAAAAAGCUCUACCAUAGUAAUAAAAUCAUUUUACUGUGAGCUGUGAGUAAAGCGCUAUGGUGUCCGUUGCUCAAGCACGCUAUUUCACGAAAACUGAAUAGGGAAUAUUACGCGAAACUACGUAGGGGAUCUGAGGGUCUAUGGCGAACAGUUUUUUGACUAGUUUUCAGAGAUAAAAAAUAUGACAUUGAUGCAUCAAGGCGGUUUGUUUACAGAGGACCUAACGGGAAACGCGAAUCCGAAAUUUCGCUAUCUGCCUCUUUAUCGCUCGAAUAUGCAAGUGACAAAGAUGUUAGAUAACAAAGUUUCGAUUUUCGUUUUUUUUUUUAUACCACGACGGUGGCAAACAAGCAUACGGCCCGCCUGAUGGUAAGCAGUCACCGUAGCCUAUGGAUGCCUGCAACACCAGAGGUGAGAGGUGAGGUGAGGCAUCAGAGGUGUUGUUUCGCGAUAGACCCUCAGAUUGUGGUAGUGGUGCCCCCUGCACAGAGUUUUGCGUAAUAUUCCGUAUUGUCUUAGAUUUUACGCAUCUUAAUCAAUGUGAACUAGAGUAACGAAGCAAUAAUUGUAAGUCUGUUUAUACCCUUAUAAAAAAAGAAAGAGACAAACAAUGUCAACCUAGCUUUCGAACAUUGACUAGAUAGUAAUAGUACAUUGUGCAACGUGGGGGGUAAGUGAAAUAUUGUACGAGAGUCUAUAUAUUCACGACAGCUGCAGGCUUGGAGUGAAUUAAAGACUCAUGUAACAGUAUUCUUAACCCCGGAGUUACACACCAUGUUUUCCAUCACACUUGCGAAGAAAAAUCUCAAUUUUAAGCGUCAUUCUUAAAUAUGGUGACAUUUCAAAGAUAUGUCCGCCAUAUUGAAUUUUUUUGGCAGUUUAGGCAUCGAAGGCCCAUCGGCAUUCAGCCACAAUUGAAAAUUGUGUAAAAAUAUUUGAAACGGCUAUUAAAUUAAUCAAAUUAAAUAUUUUAAAGCUUAAAAAAAAUAUAAACGUCAGUAUUUUCAAAGUAAAACUCAUUUAUACCUACUUGGUUCGUAUGAAUUAGUGACAUAAUAAAAAAAAGCUAUAACUCAAGAGGGAGUUAUAGCUUUUUUUUUCAAAAUCCAUAUCUCCCGCGGGAACAAUAUAGGCCUUUGUCCUUCAGUACACCUGCAUGAAAUAAGAUUUUUUUUCGAGCAAGUGUGAUGAAAUAAUAUCACAAUACCGAUUUUUCUGCUAUUACUCAUGCAUAUAAAUAAGGACGAAGAAUUUAGUACAUUGACCCGCCUGUUCCGGUCUCUAUCGCACGCAGAUAAUUAUAUUGCUGUUCCACUCGCACAGUGUCAUUGACCUUUGGCGUCAUGGGCGAGACAGUAAUAUAAUUACGCGCGUGCGAUAAAAAUAGGAACAGGCGGGUCUAUGUACGACUUUACAAGUGGGGAUGUACCAAUACUCAAUUAGUUCAAUUACCUUAUAAAAAUUGGCUGUGACAGACGGACAGACAGACAGACGCACGAGCGGCACGAGUGAUCUUAUAAGGGUUCCGUUUUUACCUUUUGAGGUACGGAACCCUAAAAACAACAAUUUACUACACUGCCAUGUGUGUAGCCUUUAUAUGUACAGAUUUCGAGAUAAGUGAACCUAAAGGCCUUAUAAUAGAGUUCAAAUUUGCGGAAUAAAUGUUAGUAAAUACCUAACUUUGUCAGUUUGGUACAUCUCUUGACUUGAGAAUAUGAAUAGGUACUUGGAUAUAUUAGAAAAAAUAUAUAGAUAUGUAUAGAUUAUUAUUAUUAUUGAGUUUUUGUCAUUCCUCACGGUUUUGAGCAGUCUUCGGCUAUUCUAUAUAUUGUUAUGGGAGGGUAAAUUUUUUUUCGCGAUUUCGUGGUUGGUCCCAUAGUAAAAGUUGCUCAGUAUAAUCCCAAAAACUCCCUGGCAACGGGAAUGCACAUAUUUUUUGGCCACCCUGUAUACAAUUUAUAUACAAUACUUCUUAUGUUUUUGUUCUAAAAACUAUAAUAGCCAUCUUAGUGGAACCAUAUUUUUAUUAGAAAAUGAAACAUUGUCAUUUUCCAUAUGUGCUUCAUUUUAACAUGGUUUAUUUAUAAGUACAUAAUCUUAAAACACGUUUUAUUUAUAAGUUAUAAACAUUGGCACUUAUAACUUUGUCAAUGUACAAGUAAGUAACUUAUAACUUUGUCAAACAUUUUGGGAACAUGUAUUUGUCGUACACUUUAUUUUCAGCACCGAUAUAAAUAUAAGUUUUGGCUAUAUAAGUUUUUCUUGAUUUGUGUAUGUAAUCCUUCAUUAUUCACUUAUAACUUUUAUGUUGAUUUUUGGGUAUCACUGAUGUAUAUAUAGACUGAUAUUAUAAUCUGCGAUUCUGCAUAACAAUAGUUAAUUUCAAGUUAUAAAUAUCACGUACGCGUUAUUAAAUGACUAAUUGAGUUAUACAUAAAGCCAUUAAAAGAUUAUUAAAAUCCUUUGUUAAAAGUAAGGUUGUGCCUUUGUUUUGUCUUGGCACUAGCACUACCAUAAUACGCAAAAUUCACGAAUUUUGAAGUAUAGUUUUCGACUGUCACUUUUCAUAACAAUAAUUGAUUGAAAUGUACCUACAUAUACAUCAAAUUUGUCAUUAUAACGUUAAGGUGCUUUGAGGUAAAUUCGAAAGCGGGGUAAUUUAAAUAAUUUUUAAAUAUGCGUUUACUUAUAGAAAUGGAUACGGAGGUUAAAUGACCGUGUAUGGUACUUAUGUGUUCAAAGUAAGGCAAACUAACUUAUAUUGUGUCUAACAAGUGUGGGAAUACAUAAAAGUAUUAUGUUAAUACUCCUUUAUUAGAAAUAAAUAUAUUAUUUGGACAAA